UUUGCAGGAAAAAGAACAUAUUAACCUCACACCAUAUGAAAAGAACCUUGAAAUUUGGAGGCAACUUUGGAGAGUAAUUGAACGUAGUGAUAUUAUAGUUCAAAUUCUUGAUGCCCGAAAUCCACUUUUGUUCCGUUGUUCUGACCUUGAAACAUAUGUGAAGGAAGUAGACGAGAAAAAAAUUAAUGUGUUGCUGCUAAAUAAAGCUGAUUUUCUGACUGAACAGGAAAGAAAGUGCUGGUGUAAAUAUUUCGAAGAAGCUGGAAUUCGGAUAGCAUUUUUUUCUGCUUUGCAGCAAAUAAAAAAGGCUUCAAAGGAUAACAGUAUAAAACAGACUGCAUCUGAUGAUUCUUCAACUGAAAAAGCCAUUCCUUCCAUUUUAACUAAAGAAGGCAUUUCUGGUAUUUCUUCCACUUCAGUAGAAAAAGACAUUUCAUCCACUUCAGCUGAAGAAGACAUUUCUUCUAUGUCGACUGAAGAAAACACCUUUUCUGCAUCAACUGAGGAAAAUGUUUCUCACACUUUGACUGAAGAAGCCAUUUCUUCAAACAAAAUAGAAAACAGUCCAAAUAUUUUGUGCCAAGAUGGGCUUAUUUCAUUUUUUAAAUCCAUUGGUAAAUCCAUUGAAAAAAGUAAUCCUGUGUUAAAUGUUGGCUUUGUUGGUUAUCCAAACGUUGGCAAGAGUAGUACAAUAAAUGCUAUCCUCAUGAGCAAAAAGGUUUCAGUUUCUCGUACUCCUGGGAAAACAAAGCAUUUUCAGACACUUUUUGUAGAUAAAGACCUUUGCCUGUGUGAUUGUCCUGGUUUAGUAUUUCCAAAUUUUGUGUCUACCAAAGCUGAAAUGGUUGUUAAUGGUAUACUACCUGUAGAUGAAUUGAGCCAUUGGGUUGAACCAAUAUCACUGGUUACUAAUUUAAUCCCACGGAAUAUUCUUGAGUCUACAUAUUCUGUAAUGCUGCCUUCUCCUGCUGAAGGUAAAGAUAUCAAUAGUCAACCCACAGCUGAAGAAUUUUUAGAUGCCUAUGGAUAUAACAGAGGAUAUAUGACUCAAAGAGGACUGCCAAAUAAUGCACUUUCUGCUCGUCAUAUAUUGAAGGAUUUUAUUGAUGGAAAAAUUCUGUAUUGUUAUGCACCACCUGGAAUAAAACAAGAGGAUUAUCAUAAAUUCCCUGAUGUUCGACCUGUGAAGUCUGUGCAAAAUACAGCAAAAGAAAGAAACUAUUUUAGUGAAGAAGAAAAAAUGUUCUUCAGCAAGCAGUCAGAAGUACAUAUUAAAGGGAAAAAACAUGAAAUGCAACUUGAUUCUAAAGGCAGACCAUCAAAAUAUCACAACAAUAAGAAUAAACAUCAGAAACUUAAAAAGAAGCAUAAAGAGCCAAUGUAUUAAUCUUAAUAAAUAUUCAACACAAAUUAUACACUUGAAUUUAUAUAUUGUAAAUUAUGUAUGUCAAUUGUUUUGUAUUAUUGAUAUAAAAUAUUUCUUAUUUUAA
Messenger RNA from Stegodyphus dumicola, 1490 nucleotides. It is a transcript of the gene Ns3, whose product is annotated as nucleostemin 3. The record is from RefSeq and is a predicted model, not a curated record. Gene Ontology annotation, molecular function: GTP binding; GTPase activity. Gene Ontology annotation, cellular component: cytosol. Gene Ontology annotation, biological process: ribosomal subunit export from nucleus. Lineage: Eukaryota; Metazoa; Arthropoda; Arachnida; Araneae; Eresidae.